Molecule: messenger RNA, 1786 nt
Organism: Eutrema salsugineum
Lineage: Eukaryota; Viridiplantae; Streptophyta; Magnoliopsida; Brassicales; Brassicaceae
Product: xyloglucan 6-xylosyltransferase 2
Exons: 2
Coding region: 143-1537 (464 amino acids)
Biological process (GO): xyloglucan biosynthetic process
Cellular component (GO): endosome; trans-Golgi network; membrane
Molecular function (GO): UDP-xylosyltransferase activity; hexosyltransferase activity; xyloglucan 6-xylosyltransferase activity
Source: RefSeq, a predicted model, not a curated record
CUUGUAGUAACUUUGAUAAAUAACAGUGUGCCUGAAAGAAAAUCAUCGGAUUCGAAUCGUCAUUAAUGGAAACUCAGAUCUUCUCUUAAAAAGACCCCCCCAAUUAGAUCGUAGCAAAACAGAGAGAAUCUAUACGAAGAAGAUGAUCGAGAGGUGUUUAGGAGCUUACCGGUGCCGGAAAAUCCAAAGAGCAUUACGCCACUUAAAGGUAACAGUUCUCUGUCUCGUUCUUACCGUAGUCGUCCUACGUGGCACAAUCGGCGCCGGUAAAUUCGGAACUCCGGAGCAAGAUCUCGACGAGAUCCGUCAGCAUUUCCACACAUCGCGUAAACGAGCCGAGCCUCACCGUGUGCUCGAAGAAAUACAGACCGGAGGAGAUUCUUCUUCUACCGGAGACACCGGCGGCGCAAAUUCCGGCGGGAGCAAUAACUACGAGACGUUUGACAUCAACAAGAUAUUCGUCGACGAAGGAGAAGAGGAGAAACCCGACCCGAAUAAACCUUACACUCUUGGACCCAAGAUAUCCGAUUGGGAUGAACAGAGAUCCGAUUGGUUAGCUAAGAACCCUAGUUUCCCCAAUUUCAUCGGACCAAACAAGCCACGUGUCCUCUUGGUGACCGGUUCGGCUCCAAAACCGUGUGAGAACCCUGUCGGAGACCACUACCUCUUGAAAUCGAUCAAGAACAAGAUCGAUUACUGUAGGUUACACGGGAUCGAGAUCUUCUACAACAUGGCUCUCCUUGAUGCUGAAAUGGCUGGUUUUUGGGCAAAGCUUCCGUUGAUAAGGAAGCUCUUGCUUUCUCAUCCUGAGAUUGAGUUUCUAUGGUGGAUGGAUAGUGAUGCUAUGUUUACGGAUAUGGCGUUUGAGCUUCCAUGGGAGAGGUAUAAAGAUUACAACUUGGUGAUGCACGGAUGGAAUGAGAUGGUUUAUGAUCAGAAGAAUUGGAUUGGGUUGAACACUGGGAGUUUCUUGCUUAGGAACAAUCAAUGGGCGCUUGAUUUGCUUGACACUUGGGCUCCUAUGGGUCCUAAAGGAAAGAUCCGUGAGGAAGCGGGUAAGGUUUUGACCCGUGAGCUCAAGGAUAGACCCGUGUUCGAAGCUGAUGAUCAGUCUGCAAUGGUUUAUCUCUUGGCUACUCAGCGAGACACUUGGGGAAAUAAGGUAUACUUAGAAAGUGGAUACUAUCUUCACGGUUACUGGGGGAUUCUCGUGGACCGAUAUGAAGAAAUGAUUGAAAACUACCAUCCGGGUCUAGGCGAUCACAGGUGGCCAUUGGUGACUCACUUUGUCGGUUGCAAACCGUGUGGGAAGUUUGGUGAUUACCCAGUGGAACGGUGUCUAAAGCAAAUGGACAGAGCCUUUAACUUUGGUGAUAACCAGAUUCUGCAAAUCUAUGGUUUCACUCACAAAUCUUUGGCUAGCCGCAAAGUGAAGAGAGUGAGGAACGAGACUAGCAAUCCGCUGGAGAUGAAAGACGAGCUUGGGUUGCUUCACCCGGCGUUUAAGGCUGUUAAGGUACCAACCAAUCAAGUUUGAAUCGGAUUUUGCGUUUUUUUGUUUCUUGCUAUAUUUAUGGUCAUGUGUCUUUGCUUUGUUGUUGUACUAAGAUGGGUGGUAAAAGCUAUUGUGCAGAGACAAUCACUUUAUUCUUUGUUUUUACUUCGUCUCUACGUCUAGAGUUCUUCUGCUACGAAAUCAAAUGUUGUCUUUUUUUUUUUUUGGGGAGAAAUCCAUUAGAACGUGAGAUUUUGUAGCUUCAUGGAUCAAUAAUCAAUGUUAAUUCAA